Molecule: messenger RNA, 7891 nt
Organism: Schistocerca cancellata (South American locust)
Lineage: Eukaryota; Metazoa; Arthropoda; Insecta; Orthoptera; Acrididae
Exons: 14
Coding region: 1-7029 (2342 amino acids)
Molecular function (GO): RNA binding; protein binding
Source: RefSeq, a predicted model, not a curated record
AUGCUUCCAGCAGCACCACCAGAGCCAGAGAUCCGGCUAUCCCCUGCAGACUGGCGUCGUAUUGCAUUGUCCUCGCAGAAGACUCCUGCUACGGUAGAAGAAGAUGAUGUGGUGUUUGUUAAUGCCCCUCCACCUGAGAUGGUUGCUAUAGAAGAUUCUUCUGAUGAUGAAUCACACACUGGAAAAACUGUUGGUUCUUCAGACAGUAAGGAGGAAAAGAAAGAAAAUACGAGUGCAAUAUGUAAACCUGAGCCAGGCAUAGACCGUACAACAGGUGAAGAUUGUGAAUCCCACACAAAUUUGGAGGACAAUACUAGUAAUGAAUUGCAACCAGAAGAUCAAACAAAUGUUUUGAAUGUGAAUGUGGAUGCUGUGGCUGUAGGUGUAUGUCAGAAACAAGCAAAUAAUUCUAUCACACUGGAUAAUAAAGUAGGGUUGAAGUCUGUGGAUCAUGUAGAGCCAAUAAAGGACAUUUUGCAUGAUAAAGAACCUUCUGGAUAUUGUGAAACAGGGACAGACAAAGAGAUGAGUAAAAAUGUCUGUGAGCCCAAAAAAGCAGUGUCACAGUCAGUGUUUUUAAAUACAGAGAAUUCAGAGGCAACUGACAGUACAAUUACUAAUUUGGAAGAUUCUGCCAUUCGAAAAGCUCAAAAUACUACACCAAUGGAACGUACCAGACAUUCUUCAGAAUCUUGCUCAACAAUGCCUGCACAUCCUCGUACACGUUCAGCUUCCCUUCAGUCUCCACCACCGUUUCCUACAACAACAGAGCCUCGUGUCCAAAGUGACUCUGUUGAUACUUUAAAACGAAAUGUCAUGCGAAAACUCUUAAGUAUGGGUGCUGCCAGUGUGCGAGAUAUAGUCGACAAUCCGACACAAUCACGCCGUGUACAGCAUGCUUUAUGCCAUCUCGUAAAUGAGCAUCGUACGGCAUGGACACGGCACAUGCGGCGGUUGGCAGAGGCACGGUUCAGGCGUGACUGCAGUAGUACAGUGCAGUCCAUGGAACCCACUGCACCACCAGAUUUGGAAGCAGAUGCUGAUGCUGCUGUGGAUCUUGCAAGUUUGCCUUCUGAGCUGAUUGAAAGACUUGGUGAUCUGCUACAGCUUGAUGGACUCGGAGCAAGUACAGAAGGCAUGGAUCGUGAGAUUAGUGAUGAUGGCCUUGAAGAACUGCAGGAACUUCAAGAGGCUUUGUGUAGACAGGCUAAUCUGGAAUGCGUACCUGAAAAAGAUUUGUCAGAUCUUCUUCCUGAAAUGAAACAAGAGACUGGAGUUGUUAAAGAAGAGCUUGAGGAAGAAAUUGACAGAUUUGAUGCUUCUACUGGUCUCGAAGAAAUGAGAGUUACAGAUAUGACAGCAACAGAACCUAAUUCAUCUGAUCCACCAGUAACAGAAUUUGGCAGUCUGUUCUGUGACUUUCCAGAUUUCAGCAGUGACCUUGACCGUGCCUCCAAUUGUUCACUGCCAAUGCCAUUGACUGACAGUCUUACUACAGCUCUACAAGCAUCCGAACAUUUGCAGGAAACACCUCAUACGAUGACCAGAGAUUUGACGAAUGAUGCUGCAUCUACAGUAGUCGACAGUGGUACAGACUCAGCUGUAAAGGAUUCUCCAGAGGAUGUGCAAAUGGUCCGAAUACCAACAAAUGAUACGAGUACUGAAGAAGUAUUGCUGACUGGAGAAAAUUUGAAUGUUACAUUAUGUGAUGGCAUGACAGGUAUUACUGAAAAAGAACCAUGCGAUGCUAUGCUGAGUAAGCAGAUAGAUGCACCAAAUUUUGUAACGAGUGUUACCAGUGACAGUGUUGUAGGCAAAGACAGUGGUGACACUGUCUCCAGCGUGGAAAAUCAACUUAGUACUAAUAACUCUGCCGAUCGAAUGUGUCGUAUCCGCACUCUUGCAGCAAGAAAGGAAUAUAAAAGUAAUGAAUCUCCUGUAGACUCAGGAACUCAGACUGAGGAUUCUGAAACAGUGGAACCUCACACAUUACUCCAAAUGUUGCAGAAUAAGUUCAAUGUUCCUACUGAUGUGAUUAAAACUGUGAGAACUUAUCUUACCCAUUCAAGUAGUUCAGGUAAUAGUAGUUGUAAGCCACAGCCAAAGACUUCAGAUAAUAUUCACACUGAUAGCAUUGUAGGUUAUAGUAGCUGUGACUUACAACAGAGUGUAUUAGGUAGUUUAACUGAGAACACUGUGACCAAUCAAAACUCUAUUGACACUGGACUUUCACACUUGCCUUCAGAGCAGAGGGAACAGGCAGUGUUAGGAGAAUCUCGCAGUUUUGGUAUGGGCUCUAAUUCACAUGCUGCUGUUCGUUCUGAUGGAACCAAUGUGGAACCUGAAGGAAAUACUGGAAGGCAAAAUGAUCAAGUGUUGCCACAUACCAGUAGUAAUGUGCUUCAGUCUCAUAGCAAAAUUUCUUAUCCAUCUGAUAAACCAAAACCCUUCCACAAAAGAAAAAUUCAAAUGCGAAACCCUUCUCUAAGAAAUCUGAGAGAUUUACAAUUUGGAUCCAAAUCACCUGCAACAAAUCCUAAAGCGCACUGCAAUAAAUCAAUGCAACCACAUUGUUCACAGUUUCAUUCAAACAUUGAUGCUAAUGGAAAUUUAGAUGCAGUGCCCAGUCAGUCUGUAUGGGAGGAAAAUAAUUCCAUGACACAGACAGUUGUGCCACAAACAAGGGAACAAGUUAGUACAUUGGCAUGUGUAAAUAAGAUCACAACUGGUUUGCAGACUAAUGCUGACUUUCCAGUUAGUAUGAGCAGCCAUAUUGAAAACCCUAGCACUAGCAACACAGCACAGUUUAACACUUCUGUAUCAGACAAUAUAUUUCAACAAAUGUUUGAGAUAGACAGUGAAGUAACUCGACUCAUGCAACGGAAAUUAGAGUUGUAUAAGCUCCUACAGGGAGUUUCUGUUACCUCUCGGUCACAGCUGUCAAACAAUUUACCAGCAACUGAUGACAACAGCUUCUUAAAAAUCAAUGGAAAUUGUGGUAUGGUAUCAAAGAAGGCCAGGAAGAAACGUCAACGUCUAAUGAAGAAAUAUCGAGCCCACUUUGCUGCUAAUGCUUUGGCAGCCAGGAAUGUAAUUUCAGAAGAUAAUACAAACCCAAUGCCUGUUUUAGAAAGUGCUGUUAUGGAUGUUCCAAAUGUACAGGACGUUCUGGGUUCACAGACCAUACCAGUACUUCAUAGGGAGGAAACAGUAAUAAUGAGAACAGAACAGAAUUCAAAUGAGAACUGUACAGAAAAAAAUUACAACACUGUUAAUGGUGUUGAAAGGCUUGAGAUACAUUUAGAUACACCAGUCAUAAAUAAAAGUGGUGAUCAUCAGUUAUCAGCUGCGACACUCUCCAAUCUACAAAGUUAUGAAGUAGUUGCCUCAGAAAACAUUAUUCAGUCAAAGCCUUCUGUAGAGGAUGAAGUUAAUUCCUUUGCCAAUCAUGCAGAAAAGAAUACAGUGCAGUCAAAAGAAGAUACACUGGAUGUAAGCUCAUGUACGGAAACUGACAACAAAAUAACUGGUACUCCAAACUGCUUGGAUGCACCAAACCAUGAAGCAUCUCUGGAUGUACCAAACAAUCAAGCAUCUCUUGAAACUGUUUGUGAAAAUACUGUUGCUACAAAGGAAGUUGAUAAUGAUAUACUGUGUGAAUCUGCAGUUCCUAAAAGAAGUAGAACGGCUAAAUCAAAGAGACAAAAAGGCCAUAUCUCAUCCCAGGAGUCUAUGGACGAAACUGCCACAGGCUUUCAAAAUGAUGAUAAACUUAUAGGCACAAAAGAGAAAUCAUUGUCUCGUGAACCCGUUGUGAAACUUGUUGAUGUAUCAGAGGUUAGCAUGAAAACAAGAAGGAAAUCAAUCUUAGACAAUGCACUGAAACAGGACACUGCCUGGGAAUCAGUUCGAACGGCCAAAGAAAACAAAGUUGGUGGAGAUACACAAGGAACAUUAUUAUCAGAAAAUGAUGAAUCAGUUGACAAGACAGGGGAGGUAGGAAGGUCAGUCACUCCUCCAUGUGUAAAUAAGAGAGGGAGAACAAAAUCAGUGAUUUCUUCCAAAUCUUCAAAUGCGAAGAAGUUAAAGACAGCAGUAAAGACUAAUGUUGAUAUGUGUGUAGGUAAUACAAAUGAGGCAGGGAAGGGAGCCUUGACAGAUCCCCCUAAUGUUGAUAGCCCAGAACAAAAAAGUUAUGAGGGUCAGCCAUUUAAGCACACAGAUGAACAAGAAUCUGCCAACAGUAACAUAGCUACGACUAAUAAACGUCAGUUGGCAAUAAAUGUGCCAGAAAACACGUUUUCUAACUACAGGAGUACAAGAAGAAAGCGUCUGUUUAGUGAAUCAGUGAGUCAAGAGUCUUCUGAAGAUUCUGCUGUGGCCAACACAGAUGACAUCCCAACACUUGUGGGCAGUAAGAGGCGGAGAGGCAGAAGUUCUACUACUGUGCCAACUGCUGUUUCUGCUAAACAAGAAGAGUCAGAUGCGUCAGAAUCUGGCAAGACAAAGGAGAAUAGAAAAUCUAAAGGAGUCCACCGAUUAUCACAACACUGCAAUUAUGAUGUAAAUGCAGAGAAUAUAGAAAAUGAUUCUGGGUUUGUAUCAGCAGUUGCAGCUAGAGAAGUUAGUGAAGGGAAUAGUAUUGUUGACAGUGAAGUGCGUGAUGUUCUCCAAGAAACCAGAAGAAAACAACCUAUGCCUAAAAAUGUAUCUUCCACAAAAAAGACAGAGACACACACAAAAUCCAGAGCGAGAUCUACAGAUUUGGAGAAUAAAUUUCAUAAACCUGUAGCUGAAAAAAAAUCUACACUAACAGUCACAGCUGAGAGGUCUAAUUCUGUUGAAUUUGGAACCAGUAGUGGUGAUAAUGAAAAAUGUGAUGAUGAUCUCCAAGAAGUCAAAAGAAAAUUUUCUUCACCUAAAAAUGUAUCUUCUACAAAGAACACAGAGAUACACUUAAAAUCUACAGCAAAAUCCACAGAUUCAGAGGAUAUGCAACAGAAACCUGAUACUGAAAAAAGUUCACCAUUAACAGUCACAGCUGAGAGGUCAAACUGUGUUGACCUAGCAACUAGCAUUGGUGAUAAUGUAAAGUGUGAUGUUCCCCAAGAAUCCAAAAGAAAAUUACCUUCACCUAAAAAUAUAUCUUCAGCAAAGAAAGCAGAGGCACACUUAAAAUCUAGAGUGAGAUCCACAGAGUCAGAGUCUAAACAGCAGAAUCCUGAUACUGAUAAAUAUUCAACACCAACUGACAAAACUGAAAUGUCUAAUCCUGUUGAAUUUAGACCUAGCAGUGAUGAUAAUGAAAACUAUGAUGAUCUUCCAGAAACCAAAAGAAAACUACCUUUGCCUAAAAAUGUAUCUUCAGCAAAGAAAGCAGAGGCACAAUUAAAAUCUAGAGGGAGGUCCACAAAUUCAGAGACUAAACAGCACAAUUCUGAUACUGAAAAAAAUUUAGCAUCACUUAAAACAGAGAGAGAAAGUUCGGCUGAAUUGUCUUUUGAAACUGAUACAGUCUCACUUCCCAGCAAUAGUAAUCAAAUUGCAAGGAAGCGGCCUGUGACAUUUAACAGAAGAAAAGGUCGGAAAAAAGUGAGCUUUCGUACAGCAUUUGUACCGGAUUUAGUAGUACUCAUCUCACAAGAUGAUGAGAAGGUUGCAGUACAACCAGAGACUUCUAGUCCACAUAAUAAAGGACCCGAUCAAAUGACAGCAGGUGCAGUUGCAGCUGAUGUGUCGUCUGUGGGCACUGUACAGAAAGAGAAGGAAGAGGCAGCAGAUAUGGAGAGAAAUCAGCUUCCUAUCAAUUCCAAAAGCUGGAGAAUGCGAGCAGUGGCUCAAAUUCGACAGUGUGAGGUAAGGUUACAGAGGCUUACAGAGGCAGAAGUGCUUGCAGCUACUGAGAGACCAAAACUUGAAGUCAGCUGCAACUUUUAUGGCACUGCAAGUGAUGAAAGUGAAGUGGAUUCAGAAGCAGAAGUCAUCAUCUAUCAGGAGGCUUCACCAAGAUCUGCGACUAUUCUUUCACCCAUUGUCCUGGAUGAGGAAGACGGAUCACAAUCAGAUAUGUCAGGUGGUGGCACUCCAGCUCAUGAUGCUGAUGCAGUCAAUGAGAUUCGAAGGAUGCACUUAAUUUUGGUUGGGCACUCAGGUGCCAUCCUAGAGCUUGUGACCGUUGGUCGGCAAGCAGUUGCAGCCUCUGAGGAUGGUUUUGUAUACUGCUACUCUUUGAAGACAGGACGAUUGAAAAGAGUGGUCUCCUGUGGAAGUCAGCCUGUUACGUGCCUCUGUGUUGUAGAGACAGAAGAAGGUCAGCUUAUCUUUGCAGGCAGCCUAGAUGGGCACAUGCGAUGCUUUACCUUCAAGUCUGGAACCCAUAUCUUCGAGGCAAUGGAUGUUGGUGCUCCAAUACAGUGCAUAGACCAAAAUUGGGGUAAUGUUUACAUGGGAAACAGGGAUGGAACAAUUGCAGUAUUCAAUAUUGAAACACGUCAGCUUUUGAAUCCGAGGCUAUCAUGUACUGAUGAAGCCAUCCUUUCAUUGAAGACUGCCAAGGAGGGUCCCAGACAGGUUCUUUUAGUAUCCUGUCGUAAUCAGCCUCUCACUAUAAGGGAUGCAAAAACAGGUCUCUUAAUGAGAACUGUGAGUCUCAAUAUGAGUGGAUCAGUGUACUGUACACUUCUAGACUCAUCCUUUAUUUACUGUGGCACAAGUAAUGGAAAAAUAUGUGUAUACGAGUUCACGAGUGGCGCAGAAGUUUAUCGAUUGACUGCAGGUGUUGGCGUAGUAGUCUGUUUACGACUCUUUAGGAACCUGCUCUUUGCUGGCUGUUAUGAUGGUUUCAUCUAUAUAUAUAAUUUACAGGACAAGGCACUUCUGUCAAGAAUUCCUGGACCAGGGAGGAUGAUCUUCUGCAUGGAAGUUGUGAAGAACAGGGUCAUAGCAUCAAGUAAAGCAAACAACAGACUAGAGGCUUGGAGCUUUCCACCUGAAAUCAGAAAAUAUAUGAAAGACAUUAGGCACCGUUGAUUGUGCAUUCCAUUGCUGUAUUGAGAAUUUUACACUUCGGCAUUGUAAAGGUGUUACCUAACAUGUAAAUAGGAUGGCCAUUGCUGAUCGUCAGUCGAGCUGUUCUCCAGGGAUAUGAAUUUCAGAGAAGUCUCUUGACUGGUUUUAACUUAUUUUAUGACUCCUACCUAAUAUUGUCAUUGAAGAAAUGCCAUUAUUUCCAAUGACUCGCCUGAGUGCUAUUUUGUUUAACUAGGUGGUCAAGAAUCUCAGUUCAGUGACUAUAAAUGUACUAAAUUUGUGUGUAUGUGCAGUUGUUGCUAUUGUAAGACCAGUUAUGAAGAAAAAGUACUAUCUUUAAGCAUAAACAUUGUUUGAUACUGAUAUACAAAUGUACAAAGUGUGCAUAGUUUUGAUUAAAUUUAUAAAAUGGGAUAGGUUCUCUCUCAUAAAGUGUAGAUAUUUCUGAUACUUGUGAAUAUACAUCUUUAACAAAAUGUAAAAGAUAAGCUUGUGGAUAUGUGGGAUUUAAUCAGUACAUCAAAAAGUUUGUUACUUCAUCGACAUUUUAAAUGUUUUUCAUUUCUUGAUUGUAUGUUAUUUUAGCAUUGUCAUUUCUUUUCAGUUUGAAUGCUUGGUUUCAGGAACCAUUUUUAUGUUAAAAAAAUUAUUGUGGAAUUUAAAUUCAUUCCAUGUUUCACACAAAAAAUGCUGCAUAUUGAGCAGUUACAUAUUAACUCUGCAGUGGGAGGGAUUUUGAUUUUUUAUAGUGAAACACACAAGCUUUCUUAUGAACAAACAAACAAAAAAAUUGUUUAUGUUUGACAGGUUAAAAUACUUUUAAAGACAUUUUGUCCAUGACCAUUGUGAUAUGUAUUUUGUU